Messenger RNA from Petromyzon marinus (sea lamprey), 3527 nucleotides. RefSeq lists its product as uncharacterized. Lineage: Eukaryota; Metazoa; Chordata; Hyperoartia; Petromyzontiformes; Petromyzontidae. The record is from RefSeq and is a predicted model, not a curated record.
AGAGAAUUACAAAUAAAUUUAACCAUUCUGAUAGCUACAGGCUCAGAGCCGCUUGGAAGCGUAGUAUUAAGUAUUGCACUUUAAUUGCAUGCCUUUUCAAGUUAUCAUUUGAUAAUUAACUGUGACUAACCCAACCGAUAAUUAUCGUUUAGGUACUGCAUAGUCUCAGGCUAGCACAGUCUGUUGUAAUUUUCAUAAUCACAAUCCCUACGUGUUAAAUUGGCUGCUAUAAAUUUCCACGUGAUAAGCCAACUUCGUUGAGCUAUCGUUCUGAGAAGUGCGUAUGUUUGAACUUCUUUCGCACAGUACGUAGCCAACUGUGCUAAUCGGAGGUGCUCAUCUAAGUAGAAUAUGGAGUACAUUUUUAUGAAACGUAUGUAACAAAAGUUGAAUUUCGUGUGGGUUUUUUUAGUGAUAGGAGGAAAUCGGAGAACCAGCAGGAAACCCAUGCAGAACAGGGGGAGAGAACUUACACACUCCACACAGAAAGGCACCCGAGUCGAACAUCUAACCCAGGCCCUUCUCGCUGUGAGGCAUGAGCGUUAGCCACCGUCGCCCGUGACUCUCAAAAGGCGACUCGCGUGUAAACCAUACCGAGUGACACUGACACGGUACGAGUGUGCGCUACGUGGGCUCUCUCGCUCGAGUCGGCGCGGGUUCCGCUCGGGUCGGCGCGGGUUCCAGCCGGGCCGCCCUUGCUCAGAGUGGCGGUCCGAGCGGCGAGAUCCCGCAGCCUCCUCCCCUCCGCGCCGCGUCCUUCAAGGCGCGUUUCUUCUGCUUCCCACGGCACGGUGACCCCUCCUGUCACCCACUCGCGCUGCUCCCCAGCCAGCCGGCCUCUACUCCCCGGCGCCUGCCUGCUCUGCCCACCCGGCCCCAGAAGGCGACUGUGGCUCUCAACGCAGCUCGAAGACUCAAGGCUACAGAGCAGCGCGUAUCAUCAUCAUCAUCGCACGCGUCUUGAGUAUUUUUUUGUUAAUUUCUCUAACAUGUACGUGCCCACGUUCGUGUUCUUGCCACUGGCAGCGUCAGAUCGAGACUGCAGUGGUUUUUACACGGAGGCGGGUGAGUGGCACCUGGGCUUCGACUGCCCAUGGCCCCAGCACUGCUGUGGAGACUGCCACGCUCGCUACUGCUGCACCACGGCACUGGAGGAACUGCACGAGGAUGAGCAGAGUUGGUGCAACUUCUUUGUGAUCAGCCCCAGCAUUAUCGCGGGCAUCACGCUGGGGCUUUUCCUGCUGAUGCUCAUCCUCACCCUCAUCUGCUGCUGCACCUGCUCGGGCUGCGUACUCAGCCAGAUGCGCCUCCGCCGCCGCUCAUCCUCCUGCUCCAGUCACUGCGAUGCAUCAUUGUAUGGUUCCCAUGCCGGGUCCUUCAGCAGCCUCACCAGAACGCAAGCCCAGAGCCAGCCGUCCAGCCAGCACGCGGGCAGGCAGUUGCAUGGAGGCUACACAGUGGUCCCGGCCAACUCUCAGCUUGUCUCACCCGCAGAGCUCACGCCCAGCCCGCAAUCUGAAACCCCCCCGCUCGUCUCUACCACGUUCGUAGGGGGCUUCUCCGGUGGACUGGUUCCGGAGGGUGCCACCGUGGUACAUGCCGUGCGUGCGGUCACCGAGUAUCAGUUCAUCGUGGGGCCGCCGCCACCGUACGACGAGUCUGGUCGGCAGGGCACGCAGAUUUAGCAAUGCUGCGGUGGCGAAGUGGUAACACUCGCACCUCUAUAGCAAGAAGGGUCUGGGGUUGAUACCCAACUCGGGCGCCUUUCCGUGUGGAUUUAACACGUAGGGCUUUCGUGACAAAUAUUUUCUGUAAUAAAGUUUUUUGGGUUACAUCGCGUAAAUAUAAAUAUCGUAAACCCACCUCCACCCGGCACAGACAAUUAGUAAAGGUUGUCACGUGAACUUCAGCACACCGGUGUGUUGGAGAGUAAACCCACAUUUACAAAUUGAACUAACGUUUCGUUGGUGAUUACAACCUUACUCAAUGGCUGUGUUGAUGUAAAGCCUUCAUUAUGAAUGUGUGGAGUUUAUGUUCUCCCCUGUGUUCUGCAUGGGUUUUCUCUGAACACUCACUUCUUUAGAACUGAUUUUUGUGUUUAGUUUGAUGUCCAUCCCCCGCACCUCCGAUUAGCACGGAUGGCUACAUACGGUGCGAAAGAAGUUCAACAUACAUACAAUGUAACUGGUAUUGAUUGGACAAAACAUCUCAAUGCUGAAAAAUUAUCAUCAAAUUGCUUGAUUUGGGUUACACACAGCAGCAACAUCGCCGCGGACUGCAAACACUUUGCAGAACCCUCCUGAAAAAGCUGAGGCUCAGUGAAGGCUUUCCAGGGUAAACGAGUGGAUUAACAAUAACACACGAGUAUAAAGAUUGCUAAAUUACCACAAAUACUUUACACUCUCGGCAUGCAUUGCUGACGGCAAUUCCACCGUAAUGAUUGGCGUGGAUGAAGAUUUGGAGAGCAAGGAGUUGUUUAUUUACAGAGUAAGAGGACAAAUUGACAAGAAUUCAUCACCUGCAACAAACGAAAAUGCAACCGAGUGCGUGAUUUCCAAAGGCGACCGAGAAUGUAUCUACCAAAGCAUUACCGGUGACACCUUUAGCUUCCAGGUGUCCCGUGUCAUCAUCAUCAUCAUGUGCAUGCCCCUCAGGGAGUAGCAGUCCCCACGAGGCGCCACCAAGCAACCCUAUCCUGCUCUAGCCGCCACGCUGAAUACAAGCCAAGGCCGUGGUGUCGAGGAUUUAGCUUGUUUGGCUACGUCUGGUGGUGGGGUGGAGGGUCUUACGACAUACAUUUUGCCACAUUACGUGGCCUAUUUUCAAACAUCAAUUGCAAAAGCUGGCAGUUUAUGUAUAUUAAUUUACCACCUAAAGAAAACAUAAACGAUAUAAACAUAGUAUUUGUAGGUGACCUUCAACACGCGUGUGCAAUAGUAAAACGAGUGCACAGCUUCCAGCACAGCUGUGGAGCUGAGCCGGGAGCAGCGCUGCGCGUGCCCCGGCACCAGAGCCAAGAGUCCACGUGGCCCACGCGUGGAUUGGGCCUUCGUGUUUCCCACCACAAGGGCCGUGCAUAGGAGGGUGUGGGACCCGGGGCAAAUCCCACUGUGGGCCCCCCGACGCCUUCAAACUAAACCGGGAGUAUUACAUCACGCCACGUGACGUGAAAGCCCCCCCCCCCCCAAAGCGCCCUUCCCCUCCGCACCAAAAGCGCGGGGCCCGGGGCGGCCGCACCGAUUCGUCGUGUACCCUAGGGACGGCUCUGCCCCGCCACUCAUGCUGCACAGCUAUGACUGGAGUUGCGAUAUGAUUUGAGGCUGUAUACAAAAGCGCAUGAAUGUACAAUAUAAACGUGUACAACAAUUCUUGUACGUGUAUCUGUCCUGCAAACUGCGAAUGGCUCAUUAAAUCAGUUAUGGUUCCUUUGAUUGCUCGACUGUUGCUUGGAUAACUGUGUUAAUUCUAGAGCUAAUACAUGUACAGUGAAUAUAAAAAACACGUGUUUGGACAGGGGGAACCUCACU